This is a messenger RNA of Pelmatolapia mariae (spotted tilapia), 1817 nucleotides long. RefSeq names its product arg8-vasotocin receptor-like. The record is from RefSeq and is a predicted model, not a curated record. The transcript has 2 exons. NCBI's taxonomy places the organism in Eukaryota, Metazoa, Chordata, Actinopteri, Cichliformes, Cichlidae. Gene Ontology annotation, molecular function: vasopressin receptor activity; peptide binding. Gene Ontology annotation, cellular component: plasma membrane. Gene Ontology annotation, biological process: regulation of systemic arterial blood pressure by vasopressin; positive regulation of vasoconstriction; cellular response to hormone stimulus. Bases 106 to 1311 code for a protein of 401 amino acids.
UUAACCCGUGAAUUCUUCUCGAUUGUCCCGUACACGCUGGAGGACGGUUACGGUUACGCACAAGCGCGCAGACACCUCCGUGCGCCCGGAGGAGAAACGGUGACCAUGCCGUUCCCCUCGGUGAGCUCCUGCAAUGCCACGCACCAAAACUGCACCGAUAGCUCUAACUUUACGCAGCAGCUGAAGAGAAACGACACCGAUCCGUUCGGACGUAACGAGGAGGUGGCCAAGCUCGAGAUCACCGUGCUGAGCCUGGCGUUCGUGGCGGCGGUGGUGGGCAACCUGAGCGUGCUGCUCGCCACGUACCGAGCCCGGCGGAAACCGUCGCGCAUGCACCUGUUCAUGAAGCACCUGUGCCUGGCUGACCUGGUGGUGGCCUUCUUCCAGGUGCUGCCGCAGCUCUGCUGGGAGGUCACGUUCCGCUUCUAUGGGCCGGACUUCUUGUGUCGCAUCGUGAAGCACCUGCAGGUGCUGGGCAUGUUCGCCUCCACCUACAUGAUGGUGAUGAUGACCGUGGACCGCUAUAUCGCCAUCUGCCACCCGCUGCAGACGCUCCAGCAGCCCACGCAGCGUGCCUAUAUCAUGAUCGGCUCCACCUGGGCGUGCAGCCUGGUCCUCAGCACCCCGCAGUACUGCAUUUUCUCCUUGAGCGAGGUGCGCCCCGGCUCAGCCGUCUACGACUGCUGGGGACACUUCGUGGAGCCGUGGGGGGUUCGCGCGUACAUCACCUGGAUCACGGUCGGGAUCUUCGUGGUGCCCGUGGCCUUGCUCGUGUUCUGCUAUGGAUUUAUCUGCCGUACGAUCUGGAGGAACCUCAAAUACAAAACCCAGAGGAGAAAGAGCGCGGAGGCCAGCAAAAGCGGGAUGCUGAGCCGGAGCUCGGUGAGCAGCGUCAGCACCAUCUCCCGUGCCAAAUUACGCACGGUCAAGAUGACCUUUGUGAUCGUGGUGGCGUACGUGGUGUGCUGGGCACCUUUCUUCACGGUGCAAAUGUGGUCGGUGUGGGAUGAGACCUUCUCCUGGGACGACUCUGAGAAUGCCGCUGUGACGCUCUCCGCCCUGCUGGCCAGCCUCAACAGCUGCUGCAACCCCUGGAUCUACAUGAUCUUCAGCGGUAACCUGCUGUCGGACUUCGCCCGCAGCCUGCCGUGCUGUUGCCACCUGAGAAGCCGGUUCCACCACCAGGAUUCGGACAGCAGCAUCCGCCGGACCACGCUGCUGACCCGCCUGCAGGGUCAACGCCAUUCAGAGCCUUUCAGAGACCUCAACCCCACCCCCAAAAGCUGCCCGCCAAUCCCAUCUACAUCCUGACCCCCAGAAACACUACCUUUGUGUGUUUAUGUGUGUAUGUGUGUGCGUGUUUAGUAAAACUGCAGCAGGUUUGCAGCAGUGAGGUAAGGUAUGACAUCAUCUGAGGGUGCGUUCACACCUACCCUCUGUUUUCUUUGGUCCGACCCAGAGUGGGAAAGUUUACUCCAAGGGACAUUUUUGGUGUUUGGCUUGUUUGGGUUCACACAGCUGACGUUUAAUAACUCAUUUCCAGUCUGCGGGGUUGGAGACUGUGGGGAUUAGAUGGCAUCAAAACAAAUCUAGUCACUGUAGCUGUUAGCAUGAUGGCCUCGUCUGCACUCGCCUUUUACAUGUCAAAAAAUAAAUGUCCUCGUACCCACGAACACUGGUGCUGCAGGGCUGCCUACCUGAGCUCCAGGAGUAAAUAAAUGUUGUACAGUACAGGCAGUGUGGAUGUAUUUCACUUUGAAUGCACUAUUGGGUGUGUUUCCUUGGAGAGCUGCUCUCAUUGAAGUAUUUAAAGCAUG